UGCAUGUGUGUUGUCAGCUGACAGGCAGCAUCUCGGGGAGCCGUCACAACACCACCUUGCCUGCUGACAGCAAGCUAGCAGCUCCUAGCCGAGGCUCUACUUCGGACCGGGGUGGGUUAUGUUUCCCGGAGCCAGAACCGUAGACGGAGGUUUGUGCACCACCAACCCAUGGCGGCCGAAAUUCAGCCCCAACCGCAGGCUCGGAAGCCAUGUCUGCUGAGCAAAAUCGAGGCUUUCCAAGAUGUGGUUAGCACGGCGGUCAUCAUCCCCAAGGAAGACGGCGUUAUCAGCGUGUCUGAGGACAGGACGAUUCGGGUGUGGCUGAAGAGGGACAGCGGUCAGUACUGGCCCAGUGUCUACCACACUAUGUCAUCAUCAAGCUCCUGUAUGUCCUUUAACCCAGAGACCAGGAGGCUGUCUGUGGGGAUGGAUACUGGAAGCAUCUGUGAGUUCAUCCUGUCAGAAGACUACAAUAAGAUGACCCCAGCACGCACCUACCAGGCGCAUCAGGGCAGAGUGGCAGUGGUGCUGUUUGUGUUGGAGAUGGAGUGGCUUCUGAGCACUGGCCAGGACAAAAACUUCACCUGGCACUGCUCAGAAAGCGGCCAACAGCUUGGGACAUAUCGAACCGCCGCCUGGGUUUCAGGACUACAGUUUGAUGUGGAGACCAGACACGCCUUCGUAGGGGACCAGUCUGGUCAGGUGACCAUCCUGAAGCUUGAGCAGGACAGCUGCAGCCUGGUCACCACGUUCAAGGGACACACUGGCAAUGUGACGGCGCUGUGUUGGGACCCGGUCCAGAGGGUGCUGUUCUCCGGCAGCUCAGACCACUCCAUCAUCAUGUGGGACAUCGGAGGACGCAAAGGCACCGCCAUCGAACUGCAAGGACACAAUGAAAAGAUUCAGGGUUUGUGCUACGCCUCACACACUCGACAGCUCAUCUCCUGCAGCUCGGAUGGAGGCAUUGUCAUCUGGAACAUGGAUGUAACACGACAAGAGACCCCAGAGUGGUUGGACAGUGACUCCUGUCAGAAGUGUGAGCAGCCUUUCUUCUGGAACUUUAAACAGAUGUGGGACAGUAAGAAGAUCGGCCUACGACAGCAUCACUGUAGGAAGUGUGGCCAGGCGGUGUGUGGAAAAUGUUCGUCCAAACGCUCCACCAUCCCCCUCAUGGGCUUCGAGUUCGAGGUGCGUGUGUGUGACAGCUGCCACGAGUCCAUCACCGACGAAGAUCGAGCGCCCACAGCCACCUUCCACGACAGCAAGCACAGCAUUGUUUACAUGCACUAUGAGCCCACCACUGGAAAUCUGCUCACCUCUGGCACUGACAAGGUUAUCAAGGUCUGGAUGGGAACAAACAGUAUCUGUUGUAUUCACAGGUCUCAGAUAAGACAUUCAAGCACACACAACAACAUUUAAUGGAGUCACUCCUCAGCAGAGUGAGUUUUCAGCUCUGCCAAGAAGCUAUGGGACAUGAGUCCUGUGGUGUCCUGAGGUCUGUGGGCGACCAGCAGUCAGCGGGGAAGCUCUGUUCACCAAACUGUGAUGGUGGCAGUCGCACUUGGAAGAGAAGGAGAGAAGCAUAUCCAACAAUAUCGAUGUCAUCUGGAUAAUAUUUAACAGUUAUUCAACAACAAGCAGUGGCUGUUGCACAUUCACAGUGAGGACACUGCAGGCCAGUGGAGCCUGGGAACAGGACAGGCUUUGGUUGACACAAGGUUAUAGACGGUUGUGAGUGUUUGUUUGUUAGAAGGGUGCUGUUGCGUGGGGGAUCUCUCUGUGUAUAUGUGUGUUUGGAAAGGGUUGAGGGCAUUUGACUUUUUUACACGACUUAUGUACUUAAUUUUCAUGCAUUCCUGUCUGAUUUCAUACUGGAAACUCACAAAACAGUAAGUGAAACAUUUCUGCCCUGUGUCAGCAGAUGCCAUCAAACCCAAACUUUACGUUUGUUAGUUGUAAAGCACGUAAUGUAUUGCAUGUAACUGGACCAUAGAUCACUCAAAUUCACUCAGUUACGUUAAGCUGGCUGUAGAGUCUCAACAAGAGGAAGCCGUUUGAUCAUUGUCAGACCAGUUCGACACCUGCAGGAAAAGAAUGUAACGGCAGCAACAGUUUAAACUAUUGAUGCUCCCUUCUGGAGGCAAAGAAAGUAGUAGCUGACACUUGCACUGACACCUGCAGGCAACAAGUAUUUAACAUUCUUUGUAUUGUAACACAUUUUACAUUUGAAACUUGACCACCUGUUUGCCAAAAUAACAUAUCAGGAAAUGUGAUGUCAAUUCAGCUUGUGAAUGACAACAAAUGUUGUUUUGACAAAACAGUUUAAUGUCAAAGUCCACUUAGCCCUCAGCUAUCGUCUGUAUCACGUGGUCGUCAUCAGCAGAUGUAGUUUACUCUUCUCAAAUUCAUUUUCUAAUCAUUGAUGAACCAGCCAUUAUACUAAACCUUUUUGAGCACAUGAUGACUCUUAGACAAGUGAGCCUACACUCCGUUGCCAAAUUGUUAUGUACACCCAUCUAAAACUAACCCAGUCUAAUACAACAUGACUGGAAAAAUAAUCCUACCGUCAUGAAGGUGCAUGCAGUUUGUGGUGCUGUUGAAUGGUAUUGCCUUAUACUGAAGGGGUUUCUAUUUUUUGUCCAACCCAGUUAAAUCAGUGAGUGAGGCUAAAAACAGAAAAACCUAUAAUGUUAUACAGUUUAACAGCACCACAGACUAUCAACACCUCUUUAAACUGAACAUUUGAACCUUUGUGAUGGUAGGAUUUUUUGCAGGACAGUUGUAUUAGUCUACAUAAGUUUUGGCUCAGCGUACCUAAUAAACUGGUAACUGAGUGUAAGUGUUAAUUGUCUGUAGAAAAUCUUUACUCUCCUGUUAGUAGCCUUACCGUUAUAUAUAUAUACCAGUAAACAAAGGUAACUUUAACUAUUCUGCACCAAAUGUAGUUAGCCUACAUUGCUGAUAAUCUCCUGACGUUUGCAUUUAUGAAAAAACUAUUUUCAAGGUCAAUAAUGAAUCAGAAAACUCCUUUGUUUUCCCUUUGGACAAAUGAAAUCUGGUUAGGACCAUAAACCCCAUCUUUCCUUCUGCAAAGUAACUAGGAUGUCAGUUAUGCAGGACAGAGACACAUAGAGACACUUAGAGCAGAGGAGCGUUACAUUUUGGACAUGUUUAAAAUGUUAAAAUCUGUAAAUCUGUAAAAUUGGAUAACUUCAGCAAUAUAAAAAAAUAUGCAGUUGUAAGUCAUUGCCUGCAGGUGGCACUAGUGUCAACACUGUAGCAGCUGUUGCAUGUAUUGCCCAUAGAGGGCACUCAUGAGCAUAUCUACAGUUUAUCUGCAGGUCUUAAAAAUUACUUGUCUUGCUAAUGGGUGGCACAGGUUGGACUGAAACUGCAGGUCGGAGAGGCUGCAGCGGUAUGAUAGCUGAUCCUAGUUUCAGGUACUUCACAUCCCUCAGACUGUGUUCUUGGUAUCAUCAUCACAAGGGAAAGACAUCUUAAUGAAUCUAUCAAAGUGAUAUCAGUAGCAUAAUAGUACUUCAGCAAUGUGACACUAAGGAAACUGUUCAUUCACUCUCUGGGUGUUAACAAAAAUAAUUCUAUUCUCUAUUUAGGCUGCUCUACCUCAUAUCAGCCACUAGAGGAGAGGACUGUUUUUUUUAAAAGACGAAUUAGGGAAGCAUAUUUAAUGUACACCUGUCUGGUUCAGUUGUAUAUCAGAUGGGUGUGGAAGGCAACAAAUGUAAGAAAGGGUCUUGUCAUUUUGAAACUGUACUUUUGUUCCUCACAAUGGGCCAGGUUUGUAUGCAUAGCAGCCUCCAAACUACAUGGUAUCUGAAUAUCCACAUAGGUUUUUCUAGCUAAAGUAUGUAUGUGGAUAAUGACCUAAUGUUGAUGCACCCAGUCCACUGUUACAGGAAAACUGGAUACCAAACAAAUCUCUUAACCUCAUAAAGGUGGUCCAUGAUUACAAACUCAUUCUCUGUAGCAAAAUAAUGUUCAGACCCACAUGUUCAGAGAUUCUAAAGUUACCAAAGACAAACUACGUUGAGCUAAAAAUGUGUAGAAAUGAUUCCAUUUGAUGUAAAGGGGCAUCCAUAAAAACAAGUCUUUCCAUCAUAUGGAAUAUAUAUGUAAUACCAUCAGACUUUUAGUUAAAGAAAAUUUAAGUUAGGCCAUUGCAGAGGACAUUGAUUUUAUAAUAAACCCUUGUCAUGAUACUGUAAAGUACACGCUGUGUAAAUCCACUGACGUGCAGAGUGCACCUGUCAGGUUUUUGUAAUUUAACUUGACCAAUCAGACUGCUUGCUGAUCCUUGUAUGUUCUCUCAUGUCAGCUGUUUUAUGAGGUUAUUUAUUAUUCAAAGUGUGGACUUAAUGUUUCUAACAUGCAAAUGCACAUAUCAAGCUUUUCAGUGGCAACACAAACAUACAUGUAUCAGGACUGAAAGGAAGCUUAUGAACAUGGUUGCUUUGAUUUUGUUCUCAUUGUUACUGGUCUUUUAAGUCACAAUACUGUAUACUUGCAUUUAUGUCAAUGCACUGGAAUCAAGGAGCAUACGUAUGUUACAAAUCGCUGCUGUGGAGAGAAAAUAUUAAUUUUCUUUGCGAUUAUCAUGUUGCCGUUUAAUGGUAAUUAAGUUGAAUUCUUCUGAUGUUCAAACCCCUCUGAAUAUGAUAUGUUUGUUAGAUGUCAUCUAAAAGUUGAGAAGUGAAAAAUUUUUUGUCUGCUCUUUCACAGCUACCCAUAAAGGUACAUUCACUGCAGCUCAUGAAUGUGAGCUUGUGGGUACUAAGACCUUAACGAACCAUGCCAGUGUUUUUCUGAAGUUUCAUCUGCUCGGCUAUAAAUGCAUUUCACUUUUUUGCAGACCAGUUUCAAAUGCAUGGUGUAAAGUUUUCGGUAUUUAGGAUGUCAUUUUCCAAACUUUACAAGAAGCUGUUGGUUUCCACCUUAACGAUUUUUACUCUGUGCUGAAAUUAAUAUAAAGGGGUGGCUGCCUGGAAUAAAAAGAAAACAACCGAAAACUAAAACACAAAAUGCAUACAUGUGAUCAUGUAACGUGCAUGUGAUUUAAAUGGGCUAAAAUGUGCUAAAUCACUGAUUUAGUCCUUUUAAACGUAAAAAAACCCCAACAAAACAGACUACACAGAAGAUACAAAGUUAUUACAUAAACAAUACCUGAACUUCUGUUGCAGUUCUGUUGCAGUUCAUCUGAGGCCAGUGGUAUUUUUUGUUGCAGGAAAGAAAACAGAUAUUGAUGUGUGUUUCAGUGUGUCCAUUAAUGUAACCAUGUUUGUGAAAAUGGCACAUUAAAAGAGAAGGUUUACCUGCUCUACCAAUUU
Molecule: messenger RNA, 5345 nt
Organism: Micropterus salmoides (largemouth bass)
Lineage: Eukaryota; Metazoa; Chordata; Actinopteri; Centrarchiformes; Centrarchidae
Gene: wdfy2
Product: WD repeat and FYVE domain containing 2
Exons: 12
Coding region: 169-1419 (416 amino acids)
Molecular function (GO): metal ion binding; protein binding
Source: RefSeq, a predicted model, not a curated record